Messenger RNA from Panicum virgatum (switchgrass), 1333 nucleotides. RefSeq names its product imidazoleglycerol-phosphate dehydratase 3, chloroplastic-like. The record is from RefSeq and is a predicted model, not a curated record. Gene Ontology annotation, biological process: L-histidine biosynthetic process. The coding region runs from base 83 to 892 and encodes 269 amino acids. Lineage: Eukaryota; Viridiplantae; Streptophyta; Magnoliopsida; Poales; Poaceae. Gene Ontology annotation, molecular function: imidazoleglycerol-phosphate dehydratase activity. The transcript is spliced from 8 exons.
CACACGGCCACACCCAACAACUCCUCCCCACCACUCCCUCCGUCCGUCGCACCCGCAAAACGCCGCCGGCGAGCUCUCGGCGAUGACCACCGCGCGAUUGGUAUCCACCUCCCCCGGCGCACUGUAUUACUCUCCGGCCUACCCGGCCUCCAAAUCCUUGGGGAGGGCAAGCGGUAGGGUCGCCUUCCCUGCUCGGCCGUAUGGUGCCCUGCUCCAUCUGAGCUCGCCUGUCAUGGCCUCCGCCGGCGCCGGAGGCAACGGCUCUCCGAACGCGCAAGGGGGCUUUACAGGGCCGUCUAGGAUUGGAGAGGUCAAGAGAGUAACUAAGGAGACAAAUGUGCAUGUGAAAAUAAACCUUGAUGGCACUGGCGUUGCUGAAUGCAGCACAGGGAUACCCUUCUUGGAUCACAUGCUCGACCAACUGGCAUCACAUGGACUCUUUGAUGUGUACGUUAAGGCAACAGGUGACACACACAUUGAUGAUCAUCACUCAAACGAGGACAUUGCUCUGGCAAUUGGAACGGCACUGCUUCAAUCACUUGGUGAUCGAAAAGGGAUUAAUCGAUUUGGGCAUUUUACUGCACCACUCGAUGAGGCGGCAGUUGAAGUUAUACUGGAUCUGUCUGGUCGUCCUCAUUUAAGCUGUGGCUUGGAUAUUCCUACUCAGAGAGUUGGUACAUAUGAUACACAGCUGGUUGAGCACUUUUUCCAGUCUUUGGUGAAUACAUCUGGGAUGACUCUUCACAUCCGUCAGCUUGCUGGGGAAAACUCGCACCAUAUUAUCGAGGCAUGUUUCAAAGCAUUUGCUAGGGCCCUUCGACAAGCAACAGAAUAUGACUCGCGCCGUCAUGGCACUGUCCCCAGCUCCAAAGGUGUUUUAUCAAGAUCAUAGCACUACAGGUUCAAACGAUUGCUUGUCAGCUUUUAGCUCGCAGCGAUCAGAGGAAACAAAUAGAGCGGGCAGCUAUACACAGCUUGGUUUGUUCUGCCUUACAUCGGGAGUCCGCAUUACCUUCGACAACAAGUUAUGGCAUCCUUGCUAAUGGGAUUGUCAAAAAUCAGAUGUACCACCACUCGGUAUUGGGCUUAUUUACAACGGCGGGUAUAAUGUAUCUGCUCGCUACUGCAAUUUUCUCUGCUCUCUGGAGCUACGAGAUUAUCUGAACAUUGGAAAGGAGUGGACAAUAAGCUGUGACUCUGAAAGCAACUCCAAUCAGGAUUCAGGAAUAAUGGUGUGCCUUGUGUAAACUUGGCAACAUGGGCUGAUUUAAGCCGCAUAUGUAAUGAUGGUCCGCGUUCAAGGGAAUAAAAAAUUUUGGUUUCUGUGCGUCUA